AUGGUGGAAGAAAUUGGGGAGCAUAAUGUAGUCCAGGUAGUGACAGAUGGAGCUUCUAAUCUUGUGGCGGCUGGGAGGUUGUUAGAGGAGAAAAGGACAAAGCACACAUGGGUCCUAAGUUUGUAUAGAGACUUUUGUGAUGGGGAAUUGGCACGACCAGCUGUUACAAGGUUUGCAACUGCCUAUUUGACCUUACAAUGUAUGAAGCAACAAAAGAAUGGUCUUCGAUCUAUGUUUGCUUCGGAGAAAUGGGCUAAUAGCAAUUAUGCUAGUAGAAAUGAUGCCAAGAAAGUGGUAGAUAUUGUCUUAUCUGAUUCUAGAUUUUGGAGAUCCAUCCAAUAUUGCUUGAAGUGUGUGACUCCACUUGUGGCAGUUUUACGGCUUGUAGAUGGUGAUGCAAAACCCGCCAUGCCAUAUAUUUAUGAAGCAAUGGAUAGAGCAAAAGAGCAAAUAGUUGCAGGUUUCAAUAAUGAAAAGUCAAGAUAUAUGAAGGUGUGGAAGUUGAUCGAUACACGUUGGAAUUUUCAAUUACAUAGGCCUCUUCACGCGGCUGCUUAUUAUCUUAAUCCUAAGUACCAUUAUCAAAAGAACUUCAAUCCGGAUAAUGAAGUUCUUUAUGGAGUUUAUGAUGUCAUUCAUAAGAUGGCUGCUCAAGAUUCAAAGACUAGAGUCUUAAUUGAUAGACAACUUGAGCAAUUCAAGGGAGCUAGAGGACUUUUUGGAGUUAAGAUGGCAGUGGAAACAAGGAAUGUGAAGCAUGCUCUUUGGUGGGAAAGUUAUGGUAGAGAUGGAAAUGAGUUACAAAAAAUAGCAAUGAGAAUUUUGAGUCCCACAUGCAGUGCUACUGGUUGUGAAAGAAAUUGGAGUGUUUUUUAUCAAAUUCAUACUAAGAGAAGAAACAAGUUGGAGCAGCAAAGAUUGAAUGCACUUGUCUAUGUUAAGUAUAAUCUUCAACUUGAGAUGAGACAAAAGACUAGAGAGGAGAAGGGAGAUAACUAUGAUCCUAUAUGUUUAUCCGACAUUGAAUCAGAUGAUGAGUGGAUUACUGAAAAAGAGACUCCUUGCUUACCAGGUCCAGGUGAUGAUUCAUGGAUGGAUAUACAUGAGUCUUUUACUCUUGAAGAAGGAGCUCCAAGCAAGAAAAGGAAGAGAGGUCCAAGAAAUUUAAAUGCGCGUUCUAGUAUGGGAAAAGGAAAAUCUAUCUGUGAGGAUGAGAGUGAAGUUGAAGAAAUAAUUGCAAUGGGAGAAGAAGGGGGUGAACAAUUGGAGAAUGAGGAAGAUGACCUCAGUGAUGUUGACCUAGGAGAUGAUUGA
Lotus japonicus is the source of this 1314-nucleotide messenger RNA. RefSeq lists its product as uncharacterized. Gene Ontology annotation, molecular function: protein dimerization activity. The transcript is spliced from 5 exons. The record is from RefSeq and is a predicted model, not a curated record. Bases 1 to 1314 code for a protein of 437 amino acids. Lineage: Eukaryota; Viridiplantae; Streptophyta; Magnoliopsida; Fabales; Fabaceae.